Molecule: messenger RNA, 1173 nt
Organism: Lycium barbarum (goji berry)
Lineage: Eukaryota; Viridiplantae; Streptophyta; Magnoliopsida; Solanales; Solanaceae
Exons: 2
Coding region: 1-1173 (390 amino acids)
Source: RefSeq, a predicted model, not a curated record
AUGGUUAAUAAAUACAAAGUUGACAUGGUUGCUAUCUCUGAACCAAUGGUUAACAAAAACAAGGUGGAAGGUUACAAAAGAUACUUGGGAUUCAAUCAGUGUCUUGUUAACAGCAAUGGGCAAAUAUGGUGUUUUUGGAGGAAUAAUUGCACCGUUGAUAACAUUCAAAUUCAUGAUCAGUUGGUUACUUUUAAAUUCCAACAGAAUGGUUCAAAUCAUGAUUAUUAUGUGACUAUUGUGUAUGCUAAAUGCACAGCAGCUAAAAGAAUGGAUCUUUGGCACAACCUUGAAGACUUAGACAAUUCUAUAACUAGCCCAUGGUUAGGGUCUGACCACAGACCAAUGCUGCUUAAAUGUUUCAAUGAUAACUCAGUUGGAAUUAAAUAUUUCAAGUUCUUAGAUUUUUGGAUAGAUCAAGACGAUUUCAAAACUCUUGUAGCUAAAGAAUGGCAAGUUGAGGUAGAUGGAAACCCUAUGUGGAGACUGCAACAAAAGUUAAAGAAUCUUGGGAGAAGAUUGUCAAAAUGGUCUAUAGAAGAGAUUGGGGAUGUUAAUGAGAAUGCUGAUGAAUGGGAAGCUAAAAUGGAGUUUUUGGAGGAAAUGGACUUAAUUGAUAACUCUAAGACUAGUAGAGAAGAAUUGAAUAAAGGUCAUGCUGAAUAUGUGUACUGGCUAAAUAAGCAGGAGAGUAUUUUAAAACAAAAGUCUCAUAUCAGAUGGUUUGAGGAAGGGGAAAGGAAUACUAAGUAUUUUCAUGCUGUAAUCAUAGAAAGAAGAAGGAAACUCGAAAUCAGUAGAAUUAUGAACAACAAAGGUAACUGGAUCUCUGGGGAAGACAAGAUUGCAAACAAGCCUGUUAGAUAUUUUGAGAAGCUCUUUAAUCUCAGAGAAUCUAAUGUAGAUCCACAGAUAUUGGACUGUAUACCAGAGUGCAUCACAGAUGAUAAUAAUAACUAUAUGAUGAGCUGUUCUGAGGAAGAAGAAAUCAAGGAUGUUGUUUUCAAUAUGAGCACAGAUAGUGCAGCUGGGCCGGAUAGAUAUUCUAGAAUAUUCUAUUAUUGUUGCUGGGACAUUAUUACAAGGGAGGUGGUAGAAUUUGUUCAGUUUUUCUUCAUUAAAGGAAAACUUACUAAAUUCUUCUCAACACUCUUCUGGUUCUUAUCCCUAAAGUAG